AUGCAGUGUGGAUCCAAGGGGAAUAAACUUAUUUAUGAUGAUGUUCGUGGCAUCUGUCAGAUUUGAUCUGAGUAGUCAUUGAGAUUUCAAGUAAAGGUUAAAAAAAUGCAUAGAAGAGAACAAUCAGCUGAUUUAAUACUUAGUAGUCUUAAUCUGCCGCCGGAAAUGUCAAGAGCAUGUAAAGAAUGUGGUUGCACUUGUGAUUGUUGUAAUGGAUUUUCAAGUAAUUCAAGUCUGGACAUGCACCAGCAGAUCGAAGAAUUAGAGAGCCAGUUAAGAAAGAGUAAUAAUAGACUCUCAGAGAUCGAGCAUGAGUUAAUAUAUAGUAAAAUGGCUGCUGAAAGUGAAGUACUCAAACUGAGAGACGAACUUAACAAACUGAGGGAUCGAUAUGACAGAUUGUAUGAAAGUCACAAGAAAUUACAGAAAGUAAAUCAUAACCUAGAAGACAAAUUACUCAAAGUUGUUUCUGGAUUUGAAUCAGAAAAGAUGAGUUUACAGAGAGAAAGGUCCUCAGUGACAUCUAAGUUAGUUGAAGCAAGACUAGCUGUAACAGACAUGGAGGAAGAAAAUGAUCGUUACAGAACAGACUGCAAUAUAGCUGUUCAAUUGUUACAAUGUCGACCCUCAAAUUUUAUAUCUCAUAAAUUAAAUACGCUUCCCAUAGAAUUUCAAGAAAGAGUUAAGAAACACAUGACACAAGAACAAAGACUGAAUUGUGAAGAGGCUCCGAAAUCAGAUGAAUCAACAAAAUUAAUCCGUGUUCCUAUGCCAACAUUCCCGCCCACUGCCAUGGUGUAUUCUAUAAAUAAUCCUACUAAGGACGAGAAAAAGGAUGAGCCAAAUGGCACAGUACCAAUGAAUCUCAUUACCAAAGUAUUAACACCAAACGAACCUCGUCGUAAACCCCGUCGAGUUUACUUGUGUGUCAAAUGUAAUGAUGAUGUCACAUAUCACGAUAAAGAGGUGCAAGUUAAUGUGUCACGUGACUCAGUAAGUAACCAUAGUAACUCCCGAGUACAUAGACCUCAUGGUAGAGUACGUGCCAACUCUACAGAGACAGAUAUUUGACACAAGUAAUUUAGUAUUUUGGAUUGUGUACAUGUUAUAGAAUUUCUCCACUGAACACUGCAUUAAUAGAGAUUGAUCAAAGAUCGCUCAACCCUGGAAGGAUCACCUAAAAUAGAAAUACUCUUGAGUUGAUAUUUUUCUUUCUGAUGUUGUUGAACGGUUCCAGAAGUUGAAAAUAAUUGAAACAUUCUGAAAUUGUCAGAAAUAUACCUUAUCUUAAAUGAAAACUUUAAAGUUUUCUGAAAAAUAUAAGUUACCUUGCUAUAUAAAAUACAGAUAUGUCUUACAACCAAAAAAUAAAGAUUUAAACUUUUUUCAGAUCACUAAAUAGUAUCAAUAGGCAAAUAUUUAACACCUACUACAAACUAUUUAUAUUGGAUAGUAUUUUCUUUUAAGGACGUUACUUGAUAGAACAGUGUAGCAAGCAAUUGGCCAAGUCACCAGGAACAAUGUGAGCAUAUGUAGCAACAACUGUAUGGAAAAAAAGAGAAGAAAAUGUAUAUGAUGCAUUAAAAAAUGAAAUAUUGUCAUCGGUGCCACCAUACCCAUUUUUUUUCUCAUGUCAUCAGAAUGCGAAUAUAGUUGUUUGAUGUUUAUGGUGUUAUUUGGUGUUUCUUAAAGUUAAAUUUGGUAUCAAAAAGCUGAUCCAUCACGUUAGUAAUGAAAUUUGUCCUUCAGGUUGUUAUAUGGUGUAGAUAGGGUUAACAGAAUAGAGAAUAAUGUGUAGAAUAAAGGGCAAAAAAAUAUAGAAUAGAGAAUAAAGAGGUGCUAAAAUAUAAAGAAUAGCAUGAAUAGGGAAAAAUGGGCUGCUAAAAUAUAGAAUAGAGAAGAAUGGGGUGCUUAAAAAAAAAGAAUAAAAUUUAAUUGGCGAAAAAGAUGUGAAAUGAAAGACACCCCCCCACACAUGUUAGUAGUCCGAGAGUGGUCGCUGAUUAUUAAACUUGGUGAUGAACAGUGGCAAUUAAAUUAUAGAAUUGACUUGUUGUGUUUAAACAUUGAAAUUAUGACUUAGAUCUCUGUAUACUAAUAUGUGUUCCAAGAAGCAUUUUGUUUGGUUAAAUUUGUUUGCCAGUUUUACUCUUAAGCCAUGUCAGGAAGAAUGUGCCUGAGUGGUCUUAUUAGUUGAACUUCUGUAUCACUAACCUGUCAACACUGAGGUUGUGAGUUUGAAUCCCACACAUGACAAGUGCGUUUGACUCUAAUCUUAAUUAACUAGGAUUGCCAAUGUUCCUGCCAAAGGUUGUGGUUCUCUACAGGCACUACAGCUUCCUUUACCAAUAAACAUUGAUCACCAUGAAAUAGCCAUUAUCCCCGGCUUAGUAUAUUUCUAGGAUUCUGAUUGGUUAACGCACGUCGUUACAAAACCCAUAUCCCCUGGGUGUUGCUAACCCAUAUCCCCGGACGUUGCUACCCAUUACAUCGGGGAAUUUCACGCGCGUUUUCCUUAGUUCCAUGGUUGUUCCUUAUGAAAUAUCGAAUUCUGUAGAUUUUCCAUGAUGUCUGUAUAAUUAAAUAUUUAAUCCACUAACGAUUUUAUCUUAUUAUAUCGAUUAUUUGCACUCAUUUUAGUAAAUGCAUCACUAUGCAGCCACAUUGUCAAUGAAUGGUACUACUGACCUAGCUAUGCAAAUGACUCACGUUGUAGUCACACCGUUUAUGAUGUAACUCUCACAACAUUGCGCGCCAAAUUCGACCCAUUUCAGUUUCUCUGUCUCUAGUUUAAAAACGUCUUAUAUUUGUCUACCUGUAGGGUUCUACCAAAGGUAGUACCCUACACCCCGUUAAAAAUAUGUCAAAUUCCUAAAUUUCAAUAAAAGAUAUUUAAAAAAUGAAAAAAACGUUGCUUUCACGUUUAAUUUUGUGGUCGAAUUUCUCUAAAAAUCGCUAUAUUUAGACUAAGAGCGGGGAUAAAUUCGUUAUCUACGUUCAUAUCCGUAGAUAUGGAUAUUUUAACACCCUUCAGUACCCUGUACACCCUUCGGCUACGCCUCAGGGUGUACUUUGAUACUUCAGGGUGUUAAAAUAUCCAUAUCUACGGAUAUGAACGUAGAUAACUUAUAAUAGUGCUGAAAGUGGCAUUUUACACCAAUCAAUCAAUCACUUUAAUUUAAUAGCCCUGAGAUAAAGAUUUUAAAAAAAUCACCUAUUUUUGAGGAUUGUGUUAGUAAUUGCUUUGUAAAUAAAUAUAAGAAGAUGUGGUAUGAGUGCCAAUGAGACAACUCUCCAUCCAAGUCACAAUUUGUAAAAGUAAACCAUUAUAGGUCAAAGUACAGCCUUCAACACGGAGCCUUGGCUCACACCGAACAGCAAGCUAUAAAGGGCCCCAAAAAUGACUAGUGAAAAACCAUUCAAACAGGAAAACCAACCGUAUUGUUAGCCAAUAUUUGCAAAAGUUGGUGUCAAAAGGUAUUCAGAUACAACAAAUAGUUGCCAUAUUACUCUGGUUAAUUUUGUAAUUAUGUUUUAUUAACAUGGGCAAAUAACUGAAGUGGAUUGAAAAACUGCUUCACUGUUAUUCAAUCCUAUAAAAAGAAGAAUGUUAGAA
Messenger RNA from Mytilus californianus (California mussel), 3616 nucleotides. RefSeq names its product tight junction-associated protein 1-like. Bases 106 to 1071 code for a protein of 321 amino acids. The transcript is spliced from 8 exons. The record is from RefSeq and is a predicted model, not a curated record. NCBI's taxonomy places the organism in Eukaryota, Metazoa, Mollusca, Bivalvia, Mytilida, Mytilidae.